ACAGCAGCAGCUAAAGAAGAGCGCCCGCAACGUCAUUUGAUGACGUUUCACGAGUAACGUCAGAGGAAGUUAUUCCAGUAAAUUCGCGUUAACUAACAAGUUAAAAUCAUAGAAGCUUUAUCCACUCGAACGAUAAAAACAGAGCAGUUUUUUUAAUCAAAGAGUCAACCUUUUUGCCACCAGCAUGAUGAUGAUGAUGGACGAGGACCAGCCCAGGACAUUGUAUGUCGGGAACCUCUCCAGGGACGUUACGGAGGCCCUCAUCCUGCAAGUGUUCUCCCAGAUCGGUCCCUGCAAGAGCUGUAAAAUGAUAUUUGAUACGGCUGGGAAUGACCCAUACUGCUUUGUGGAGUUCUAUGAGAACAGACAUGCUGCUGCAGCUUUGGCUGCCAUGAACGGCAGGAAGAUCUUAGGAAAGGAUAUGAAGGUUAACUGGGCCUCAAUGCCAGGCAGUCAAAAGAAAGACACAAGCAAUCAUUUCCACGUCUUUGUUGGUGACCUGAGCCCAGAAAUCUCAACAGAUGAUGUCAGAGCAGCCUUUGCUCCGUUUGGAAAGAUAUCUGACGCCCGUGUGGUGAAGGAUCUGGCCACAGGCAAAUCUAAAGGAUACGGUUUCAUCUCCUUUAUUAAUAAAUGGGAUGCAGAAAGUGCCAUUCAGCAAAUGAAUGGCCAGUGGCUGGGAGGCAGACAGAUCAGAACAAACUGGGCCACAAGGAAGCCAUCAGCUCCUAAAUCAAACAAUGAAGCUGCCAGCAGCAAACACUUGUCCUAUGAGGAGGUCCUGAACCAGUCGAGUCCAAGUAACUGCACCGUGUAUUGCGGCGGCAUUGCUUCUGGCCUUUCAGAUCAGCUGAUGAGACAGACUUUCUCUCCGUUCGGGCAGAUAAUGGAGAUCAGGGUUUUCCCGGAGAAAGGCUACUCAUUUGUGAGGUUCGACUCUCAUGAGGGUGCCGCCCAUGCCAUAGUGUCUGUAAAUGGGACCUGUAUCGAGGGCCACACUGUGAAGUGCUACUGGGGCAAAGAAACGGCUGAUAUGAGAUCCAUGCAACAGAUGCAAAUGCCCCAGAAUAAACCCACCUAUGCGGCCCAGCCUUACGGACAGUGGGGUCAGUCAUACGGAAACGGUCAGCAGAUGGGUCAGUAUAUGCCCAACGGCUGGCAGAUGCCCACUUACGGCGUCUAUGGGCAGGCCUGGAAUCAGCAGGGAUAUAAAUAAGUACAGAUGUGGCUGACUAAUCCCUCAGUCCAAUCAUUAAACCCCACUCCAGUGUGGCAUCUGCCCAAUGGGACUCACCAUUACACCAGUUCAGGGGUUGUUGAAAGGGCUGCAUUCAGCCCACUGUACAUUAUACUCAGACCAUUAACUUGGAAAGAAUCCUGUCUUUUGUCUUUUUUUUUUGUUUGUUUUUAGGCCCCAGGAUUUUUUUGUUGUCAGAUUUUCUUUUAAAAAGUACUGCAUUUCGGGGACUUUAAUUGUCUAGUUUUGCAACAGAUGGAAUGUCUUUUCAAUGUGUUGAAUCUGCAGGCUCAAUUUAGCUCACACCUCGAACGGUGUAGAAAGUUUGAGGUCUAAUAUACUGCACUCUUUGUAUGGAGUUCUUGUCUCUAAAACUGAUUUGUUCACAAAUAUCUUUCAUCUUUUUGUCAGUAUGACUAUGCUUUACAUUUUAUUUUGAGAAAGGUUUCAAAAAUUGAGACGUGUGAUCGUGUUAACGCCUAGUGAUAAAGGUAUUUUGCAUAUAGAGGGGAGAUUAUUCUGUGGCCUUGAGUACUUGAGGUUUCAGGAACUUCAUGAUAAAGUUUUGGACAAUUACUAAAGCUUUUAACAAGUUGUAUUAACACAGAGGUGCAGAAAACAUGCUUCCUAUUUUGUUCAAUUUAAACGUUAGUCUAUUCAUUUUGUAACAUGGAAUUGUUGGCUCAAUUUUUAAAACUUUUUUUUUCAUGUUUUUACAAAAUCAUGUUUGCUCGGAUCAGUUGAGGGUGUGACAGCACCGCAGCUAAUCAGCGGUAAUAGCAGUGCUGUAGCAUCUUUGUAAAGAUUUUUGUAAUUCUGUGUAAAAUGAGGUUGUGAAUUAUUUCUUUAAAUCUUGUAAAUUCAGGGUUUGUUGAACAUCUGUAAUGUAACGUUGCAUGGACAUUCUGAGCUCUGUUCUUGUUACAAUCUCUUGUAAAAUCCAUAAAAACGUGUUCAUUAGAGUUACUGAGAUGCAAUUUUUCUAUGUUCCUCCCAUUCUUCUUCCCCAAGAGUCACUGUUGAAUUUACAAGCCAAAGACAAUGACAAAAAUGAAUCGAGAUCUUGCAUGCUUCCACCUUGCUGUAUUGAGAUGGUGAUUGUAAUGUCAGUGUUUGAUGUAUUUUGGAAAGGUGAAGAAAUGCAAGAUACUCCUGGGUUUCAGCCACACGUUCUCGAGUUGCUCACACGGCCAAAUUCUUUAUCGGACACUGUUUUUUUUUCUCUUACCAUCAUUCAUUCUUUUUUCUUACUGGGCCCCAACACUGAGUCAUGAUUAAGUAGAUCAAAUUGAAAGUAAUGAGCAACUGUCCUUUUUUUUUUCUCCUCUCUUCUUCUGUGUCAUGUAAAUUUAUCGACAUAGUUAUUUAAUGUAUCUUUUUUCUAUCUAACUGGGAUUUUUUUUUUUUUUUUGUAAAAGCUAGAGAAGUUUACUGUUAUUUUGAAACACCCCGAUUAUAUGCUUCCAUCUAAUGUUGUUCCAUUUACUAUAUUCCAUGUGUAAAAACACUUAAUAAUAACCAUUCAGAACUA
Molecule: messenger RNA, 2768 nt
Organism: Onychostoma macrolepis
Lineage: Eukaryota; Metazoa; Chordata; Actinopteri; Cypriniformes; Cyprinidae
Gene: tia1l
Product: cytotoxic granule-associated RNA binding protein 1, like
Exons: 11
Coding region: 185-1216 (343 amino acids)
Biological process (GO): nuclear-transcribed mRNA catabolic process, nonsense-mediated decay; regulation of mRNA stability; cytoplasmic stress granule assembly
Cellular component (GO): cytoplasmic stress granule; cytosol
Molecular function (GO): mRNA binding
Source: RefSeq, a predicted model, not a curated record